Messenger RNA from Striga hermonthica, 2790 nucleotides. Lineage: Eukaryota; Viridiplantae; Streptophyta; Magnoliopsida; Lamiales; Orobanchaceae. The record is from the annotation of a GenBank genome assembly.
AUGGCGGAUUCAGCCCCCGCGCAAGAAACCGCCGCCGCCGCCGCCGUCGUCGCCGAGCCUACUACCGUUCCCGACAAACCCGAAUCGGACGCUCGACCUGCGCAGCCCGAUCUAUCUUCCUCUGCGCAGCCUCCGUUUCCCUACCCAAACCCUAGCGCGCCUCAGCCGCCCUCGGUUUUGAAUCCUUCUCAGCUCCCGAUCCAGCCUUCGUUCCGCCCCGCUUCACCGGCGAUUUCAGUGCCUUCUGCCGGAGCCGCGCCGCAGUUCUCUCCUGGUACCUUUCAGAACCCCGGGAUCCCGCAUCCGAUGUUGGCCAUGGCCUCGUCCCCGACGGUUGGGAGUGUGCCACAGCAGGUUCAGGUGGCUGCUGUGCAUCCAGGGAUGGCCCCACCGUAUUCCUUGCCCGGUCAGCCGAUAAGAUAUUUGCCGCCGAUGCCAAAUGGUUUUCCGGCUAUCCCGCAGGCUGUUCCCCAAGGAGUUGUUCGUUAUCCUUAUGCACCAAUGGUUCGACCAACAUUUCCUCCACGACCAUUGAUUGGUGUUAUGCCACCAUUGGCACGCCCUCCUGUUGGCAUUCGUGGCCCAGUCAUUCCUCAUAUUGUUCCUAGGCCGCCUGCUACUGUUGCUACAGCAGAAGAGCCACAAACAACUGUUUAUGUUGGAAAGAUAUCUUCAACAGUGGAUAACGAGUUCAUUUUGUCUCUGCUGAAACUUUGUGGCCCUGUAAAGAAUUGGAAGCGUCCUCAAGAUCCCACUGGGACUUUGAAAGGUUUCGGAUUUUGUGAAUUCGAGUCUGCGGAAGGAGUUCUUCGUGCACUGCGGCUUCUUAACAAACUAAGUAUUGAUGGACAAGAGCUUAUGUUAAAUGUAAAUCAAACAACUCGGAAAUAUCUUGAGCGUUAUGUAGAGAAAAAAACUGAAAGUUCAAAGAAACAAUCAGAAACUGAGGGUGGUGAGAAAGAGGAAGCGAGUGCAUCAGGCGCUACUACUAACGAAACAGUGAAGCCCAAUGAAGAAAGUCUGAAGCCACCAUCGGACGAACGAAAAAAGGACGAGGAUGAGAUGAACAAGGAAAAUAGUGAUGCUACAACUUUUGGUCUCGUUACUGAUGAAGACAGGGAUGCUGACCGCGAGGCUCGUGAGAAGCUCGCAGGCAUGAUAGAGGAGCGGUUGAAGAACAAUCCACUACCACCUCCACCCCCUCAGAGACCCAUAGAUGGUCCUGGAAACUCGCACUCUGAACAGCCUUCUGGAUCAAGGGAUGAGGAAUCGGAAGGUGAUGUGGCAAAGAAUAAUUCAGAAGACCAAAAUGAAGACGAUAAGACUGCUGAAAGCAAACCUAUGAGCGAGUUUGAGAGGACUGAUGGCGGUUCACCUGAUAGGAGUAGAAGGCAUGAUAGGAGCAGAGACCGUGACCGUGAACUGAGACGAGAAAAGGAAAGGGAACUUGAAAGAUAUGAGAGAGAACGGGAGCAAGAAAGGGCUAAGAGGGAGAAAGACAGAGAACAUAGGAGCCGGGAAGAUGAACGCAGGUACAAGGCUCGCGAGAAAGAGUGGGAAGCUAGGGAAAGAGAGAGGGAACACUGGCGGAAGAGAGAGAGGGAAAGAGAGAAGCAGAAGGCCCAUGAAAGGAAGUGGGAGAUCAUUGAUCAAGAGCAUGAUGAUGAUGAUGGAUAUGGAAAGAAGAGGAAAUACAAGACGAGCGAUGAAGAGAGGAAAAGGAGACAGAGGGAGAAAGAAGAUGAUUUGGCCGACCGAUUGAGAGAGGAGGAAGAAAUUGAAGAAGCUAAAAUUAGGGCCCUAGAAGAACAGAAGAAACAGCUUGAGGUUCUGAAAACAGAAGAACCGGUUAAUAGACAUGAGAAUGCUGUUUUACCAAAUGAAUCCAAUCAUGGAGACCAUUUUAAUGCUGAUCAGACCGUUGAUCACAAACUAGACCAUGGUGCUUCUGAAGUAGCGGGUGAAGAGGUCUUACAAAAUGGCGUCAGUGAUGAUUUUGUUACAUCAUCAAAUUCUGAUGCAAGGCAAAGUAGCAAUUUGCCAACUAGAAAGUUGGGAUUUGGUCUUUUAGGGUCUGGAAAACGAACUACUGUCCCUUCUGUAUUUAAUGAGGAUGAAGACGAGGAAGCACACAAGGACAAGAAGAUGAGACCUCUAGUCCCAAUUGAUUACUCAACUGAAGAGCAGCAAGUGAUUCAACCUUCGAUACCUGAAGGCCCAUCUGCCAAUAUCGCUGCUGCAGCAGAAUAUGCGAAGCGUAUUUCAACAGCGAGUGCUAAAGAAGAGAAACCUGACAUAGAAAAAGAGAGAAACCGACGUUCUCAUGAUAGAUCCGGGCAUCGAGAUCGAGAUAGAACAGAAGUAGAGACUAAUAGCACACGUGAAGAGAGCCGAAAGGAUAAUUUGGACAGGGAGAGGUCAAACAAGAAGACCCCUGAAAACCAGAAGCUUUUGGAUGCUAAGCAGUUGAUUGAUACAAUCCCAAAGACCAAGGAUGAGUUGUUUUCUUACGAGAUAAAUUGGGUGAUCUACGACCAGAAUGCGCUGCACGAGAGAAUGAGGCCAUGGAUAUCAAAGAAGAUCACGGACUAUUUAGGAGAAGAAGAGGUUACCCUUGUAGACUAUAUCGUGUCGAGCACUCAGGAGCAUGUCGAAGCUAGUGAGAUGCUCGAGAGACUCCAAACCAUUUUGGAUGACGAGGCCGAGAUGUUUGUUCUAAAGAUGUGGAGAAUGCUUAUCUUUGAGAUCAAGAAAGUCGAGACAGGCCUGGCCCAGAGGUCAAGGGCCUGA